This is a messenger RNA of Sinocyclocheilus anshuiensis, 2812 nucleotides long. RefSeq names its product AFG2 AAA ATPase homolog B (gene afg2b). The coding region runs from base 121 to 2637 and encodes 838 amino acids. Gene Ontology annotation, biological process: retrograde protein transport, ER to cytosol; mitotic spindle disassembly; autophagosome maturation. The record is from RefSeq and is a predicted model, not a curated record. Gene Ontology annotation, cellular component: nucleus; cytosol; VCP-NPL4-UFD1 AAA ATPase complex. Gene Ontology annotation, molecular function: ATP hydrolysis activity; ATP binding; polyubiquitin modification-dependent protein binding. NCBI's taxonomy places the organism in Eukaryota, Metazoa, Chordata, Actinopteri, Cypriniformes, Cyprinidae. The transcript has 11 exons.
UGCAGUGAAGAAGACUAGAGGACACGUGGAGAUGUGUGUGUUCAUUAGUGUGCCGAAGCUGUUCUCUAAUGUUGGUGUGAUUGCAGUGUUCGCCCAUGAGCUCGAGUCUGGGUUUCUGAGAUGACGCUCGUGGAGGGUCUGAAGGUUCUCCGGCGGGACGCUAUGGACUGGGACUCGCAGCGCUGUCGGAUGGGUCCGGCUCUGAUGUCCGGGUUAGGCCUGAGGCUGGGCGCUCCGGUUCUGAUCCGGGUUCAGCGGGGGGUCUGUCUGUGCACCGCAUGGCCACGGCGGGACCUCGCAGAGGGAUUCCUGCAGAUCAGCACCCAGUGUGCGACACCGGACCUCAGCGCACAAACACUCACCGGACUCAUGGUUAAACCGGCGCACAUCACACCCCUGACCUGCCCCAGACUCUCCAGCGUGAGCGUGAAGGUGUUUGUGCAGAGACUAGAACACAAGCGGAAGGUCUCCGAGCCGAGCGUUCACAAGCUGCUGGAGGGUCUGUAUGUGCACCAGGGACAUUUGGUGGACCUGUCCGGUGCGGAAACAGAGAUCAGGUGUGUGCUGGUUGAGAAGGUGAACUCGGGCUCGCAGAAAGCUGGUUUGAUUACAGCAAGAACUCAUGUGGAGGUCAGCCUUGCUCAGACUGUUAAACACUUGGAGAGGCGUCAGGAGGUCUCGGCGGCGUCUCCGGGCGGCCUAGAGGAGGUUUACACCUCGCUGAAAGAAAUGAUCACGUUUCCUCUGCGUUACCCAGAGACUCUGCGUCAGCUGGGAGUGUCGUGCCCAAGAGGACUGCUUCUGAUCGGGCCGCCCGGCGUCGGGAAGACCCUGCUGGUGCGCUGCGUGGCGAGGGACAUCGGGGCCACGCUAGUGACUGUAAACGGGCCGGAAGUCACAGGGUCUCGACCCGGAGAGAGCGAGGAGAACCUGCGGCGCGUGUUUGAUCAGGUGCAGGAGGCGACGGCGGGUCCGUGCGUUCUGCUGAUCGAUGAGAUCGAUUCUCUGUGCCCGAGGCGGUCGGAGAGCAGCGGCGCUCCAGAGAACCGGCUCGUCGCUCAGCUGCUGACGCUGAUGGACGGCAUCAGCAAUCACGAGGGCUUCUGCUGGGUGAUCGUCGGCGCUCCCUCGCUGCUGCAGAGGCGCAGUAUCCUGAAGAGUGUGUGUCGAGAGAUGCCGCUCUCCUCUGAAGUGGAUCUGAAUGCUGUCGCUGAAAUGACCUGUGGCUACGUCGGGGCGGAUCUGAGCGCACUCAGUAGAGAAGCAGCGCUGCAGGCCAUGCGACAGUCGCAGGCGGGAGCGAGUGAGCUGGUGUCGAUGCAGCACUUCAUGCAGGCGCUGCGGAUCGUGCAGCCGUCGUGUUUGAGGAGCAGUAUAGGAGCCACUGACUUCAAACCCGUCAGCUGGGAGCAGAUCGGAGGACUAGACGACGUCAAACUCAAACUCAAACAGGUGAUCGUCGGCGCUCCCUCGCUGCUGCAGAGGCGCAGUAUCCUGAAGCAUGUGUGUCGAGAGAUGCCGCUCUCCUCUGAAGUGGAUCUGAAUGCUGUCGCUGAAAUGACCUGUGGCUACGUCGGGGCGGAUCUGAGCGCACUCAGUAGAGAAGCAGCGCUGCAGGCCAUGCGACAGUCGCAGGCGGGAGCGAGUGAGCUGGUGUCGAUGCAGCACUUCAUGCAGGCGCUGCGGAUCGUGCAGCCGUCGUGUUUGAGGAGCAGUAUAGGAGCCACUGACUUCAAACCCGUCAGCUGGGAGCAGAUCGGAGGACUAGACGACGUCAAACUCAAACUCAAACAGAGUAUCGAGUGGCCCAUGAGGUUUCCAGAGGCGUUCGUGCGGUUGGGUGUUUCUCGGCCCAGAGGAGUGCUGCUGUCCGGGCCACCCGGCUGCGCUAAGACCACGCUGGUGAAAGCAGCAGCAUCUUCAUCACACUGCACCUUCCUCUCCCUCAGCGGGGCCGAGCUCUUCUCUCCGUAUGUGGGAGACUCUGAGAAAACACUGGCGCAGUUGUUCGCUCAAGCUCGUGCGUGCGCUCCCUCCCUCGUGUUCCUGGAUGAGAUCGACAGCAUGGUGGGCUCUCGAGCGGACGGUUCCUCUCACGGCGUGCAGUCGCAGGUUCUGUCGGUUCUGCUGACCGAGCUGGAUGGAGUGGGAAUCCGGACUGUGGAGAGACGCAGCACCGGGAGAAAGAUGGCUCAGUUAGAAGGAGGAGAGCAGGAGGACACCAGACUACAGCAGAUGGAACUCCAGGAAGUGUGUAAUAAGGAUGUUUUAAUCGUGGCUGCCACUAAUAGACCAGAGGUUCUGGACAGUGCUCUGCUCAGACCCGGCCGACUCGACCAGAUCAUAUACGUUCCACCUCCAGAUCUUGAGGCUCGUCUGGCCGUGCUGCGCAUCUGCACUGAAAGCGUCCCGCUGCAUCGGGACGUGUGUCUGCAGGAUCUGGCUGCUCAAACUGAGCUCUUCUCUGGAGCUGAUCUAGAAAACCUGUGCAGAGAGGCGGCUCUUCUGGCUCUGCGCGAGGACGGACUCGAGGUUCCCUGCGUGAGGCAGAAGUAUUUUCUCAAGGCGCUUCAGAGUUUGAGUCCAUCACUGAGUCCUCAACAGCUUCAGCAACGCUUUCACUCAAGCCUCUAUUAAAAAUAUAUACAAUAAAAAUGUUUAUAAUUUGUGUACAAAUGUCUUGUUUCACACACUCUUCAAUCUGCAAGUAAAAGGUGAAGCACAAAAAUAUCAGUUGUGUUCAUAUUAAAGGAUAUGCGAUGAGAAAAACAUACUGUAACAUUCUGAACUCAAAACCUCAUUCUUGGUCCAA